Messenger RNA from Carassius auratus (goldfish), 1224 nucleotides. RefSeq lists its product as uncharacterized. Gene Ontology annotation, molecular function: protein binding. The record is from RefSeq and is a predicted model, not a curated record. The transcript is spliced from 6 exons. Lineage: Eukaryota; Metazoa; Chordata; Actinopteri; Cypriniformes; Cyprinidae. The coding region runs from base 33 to 974 and encodes 313 amino acids.
GGCUGUGGGAAUGACAGAAAAAGAGCAAAAGAAUGAAGUGUUUUUUAUGUACACUGCUGCUGUUGCAAAGCUUUGUGUUUCUUGUACAGCAGCAGGUAAAUGGAGGACUCGCUGAGAAUGAGAUCCGGCAACAGCUCAUCAAUGAGGACAGAAGACCAAAUCUGAUAGCUGAAGCUUCAACUGACAGCCAACAAUACUGCCAUGUGUGCUUCUCUGACAUUCAUGCAUCACUGAGAGAGCUGACCACCACCGUUACAGAGCAGAAAGCCAACAUCAGAGUCUUAGAGACGCAACUGAGGGAACAACAGAUGUUUAUCCUGGAAGAACUGAACAAAAAGAAUGAUGCUUUAGAGACACAACUGAGGGAACAACAGACGUUUAUCCUGGAAGAACUGAACAAAAAAAAUAAUGCCUUAGAGACGCAACUGAAGGAACAACAGAUUUUCAUCCUGGAAGAGCUGAAGAAGAGAAUUGAUGAAAUGUCAAAUCUUACUCAGAGUCAAGUGGAGGAGUUGAAAAAGGAAAAUAGAGACAGAGAGAUAGCGUUUUCAGCUUCACUAUUGGAAAGUGGAAACAGUGGAAAUGUCGGUCCUUUUACUACUGAUAUCACACUAACCUACAGGAACGUCUUCACAAACAUAGGAAAUGCCUACAACCCAAUUACAGGUAUUUUCACAGCACCACUGAAAGGAGCGUACAUGUUCAGAAUCUCUGUCUAUGCUAAUACUGCUCUAUCAAAUCCAUCAACCAUUUACCUUAUGAAGAAUGGAGAGCAUGUGGUUGUGGCACAUGGAGAUCAGGCUCAGGGUGUCUUAAACUCCUCGAAUGGAGCUGUGUUGAUCCUGGAGGUUGGAGAUGUUGUCUAUGUGAGUCUUCGGUCUGGCAGGAGAAUAUAUGAUGAUGACAAUGACCACAGCACAUUCAGCGGUUACCUGCUGUUUCCCUUAAAAGAACAGGAGCUUUGCAGAAUGUGAUUAUUCUGAACCUCUGGCACACGAUUUUUGAGACAAAAAUCAUGAAGAAUCAUUAACAUGAAACUGUAUUAAUGAGAAGUAUUGUGUUUGAUCUUUACACAAGAAUCUAUUGCAAAUUUCAGUGUAAUACAUUUAAACUCUAGUUCUAAGCUGCCUAUACAAGUAAUUUUGCCUAAAAAGUUAAGUUGGCCUUAAUCUUUUGACAUAUAAGAGGUCUUUGUACCAUUAAAGCAUUCUGAAAAUUUAAUAG